This is a messenger RNA of Pseudomassariella vexata, 1696 nucleotides long. Its product is annotated as trimethyllysine dioxygenase. The transcript has 11 exons. The record is from RefSeq and is a predicted model, not a curated record. Lineage: Eukaryota; Fungi; Ascomycota; Sordariomycetes; Amphisphaeriales; Pseudomassariaceae. Gene Ontology annotation, molecular function: trimethyllysine dioxygenase activity; iron ion binding. Bases 245 to 1558 code for a protein of 437 amino acids. Gene Ontology annotation, biological process: carnitine biosynthetic process. Gene Ontology annotation, cellular component: mitochondrion.
GAUUGACAGACAGAAAGUGGAUGGGGAAUUGUUGAGUUACAUGGGUGACAAAUGUUCGUGAGGCCAAGGUGGGGCACGUUGGGGAAAGUGGGGCCUGCGGCGGCUACAGGCGAUCCCCUCAGUUGUCGAAAGUUUACAUUCCAACAAAAACACAAUCACAUCGCCACCAGAUAAGGGCAUACCUCGGGAAACCUGCUCACGAGAAGAAGAACCUGGAAACACCUUUUCUCACGUCGCAUUACAAAUGGCUCCAUGGAUAUAUCAGGGGCGCACCCUUGCGUGUCGAGUUUUACGGCCCUCAGUACUGUUCCCAAAAACCGGUCAUCAAUACCACAGGCGUCUGGGGACUAUUGUUGCCAAACCUGUUGUAUCAAACUCAUCCGAUAGCCUCAGCUUCUCCUAUGAAUCUGGAAACCAAAAUAUGAAGCGAACAUCACUUCCCAAUUUCUGGCUGCGAGACAAUUGCCGUUGCAGGUCUUGCGUUCACCAAGACACAAUGCAAAGGAACUUCAACACGUUCGACAUACCUAAAGAUGUUCGGCCGCUGAAAGUGGAAACACAACACUCGGGCGUCCAAAUUCGCUGGUCUGACAACGCGCAUGAAAGCUUCUACACUUGGGAAUUUCUCGAGUCAUACUUGAAAGCUGAUCGACCACAGCUUGAACCAGUUGAACUCGAAUACUUUGGGGCAGAUGGUAGUCAAUAUUCGACAGCAUGGCCACCAUCAGUCCAGAACCAGGACAUCUUGUCUGACGAAACUAAGGCUGUUGGUCGAUUAACAGAUCUGAUUAGUAAAUUCGGGUUUGCAUUCAUCACUGGAGUACCGAUUGAGUCCGGAGAAGCAACAGAGAAGCUCCUAGAGAAGAUUGCGUUCAUUAGACAUACGCAUUAUGGCGGUUUCUAUGACUUCAUCCCGAACCUGGCGAUGGCUGACACUGCCUAUACCAAUAUAGCACUAGCCGCCCACACAGAUACGACAUACUUCUCAGACCCAGCUGGUUUGCAAGCCUUCCACCUAUUGUCACACUCAGACCCGAAUGCCAAAGAUGGAACCGCGACUCUAGGUGGCCAAUCGUUGCUUGUCGAUGGUUUCUAUGCCGCGAGUCUCCUGAAGGAGGAAGACCCCAAGGCAUUCCAAGUUCUCAGUCAGGUCCGGCUUCCAUGGCAUGCCAGCGGAAAUGAAGGUAUCACUAUUUCUCCUGACAAGUUGUACCCCGUACUCGAAGUCGACGACAGGAUGGGCAAAAUGCAUCGAGUGAGAUGGAACAAUGACGAUAGAGGCGUUGUCCCCUUCGACGGCGGGUUCUCCCCGACGGAGUGGUACGACGCUGCGAGGAAAUGGAACUCUAUUUUGAGGAGGAAUUCUGUUGAGUACUGGUUUCAACUUACGCCCGGUAGUCUCUUGGUAUUCAAUAACUGGCGGGUCCUUCAUGGGCGGAGUGCGUUCACAGGAGUGAGACGAAUGUGUGGUGGCUAUAUCAACCGAGACGACUUCAUCUCUCGAUGGAGAAACACCAACUACCACCGAGAAGAAAUUUUACGUAGGAUUAUAGGAUAGUGCCCGUUCGCUCAAACCAUAUCUCCUUUUUUUCUGUGAACAAGUUACCAGUAGAGCUAUUUUGAGUCUUGCAGUAUGUGUUGCGGAUGUGAGUGACAUCUACUCCAUACCCGGUUAUAUUCGGAUAGUUCGCCGGCC